GAGACGCGCUUCGUGAUGGCCGUGUUCAUUAAAGGAACAAAUACGCGCGAAAUAUUACGAUAACCUUAUAUUAAUUGUGUCUUGUAUUUUUGAAAUUGUCUUAAAAUGAAGUGCUUAUACGUUUUAUUACUUACUCUAGCUCUAGAAGUUGCCUCCGAGGCAUCUGUUCGGACAUGUGAACCAAUAAAAGUGGCGAUGUGUAAAAACAUUGGAUAUAAUCAAACCGGAAUGCCAAACUUGGCUAGGCACACACUCCAGGCUGACGCCGAUGUGACUCUUCAGACUUUCAGUCCUCUGGUUCAGUACGGUUGUUCAUCGCAGUUGCAUUUGUUUUUGUGCGCCGUGUACGUGCCGAUGUGUACAGAUAAAGUUGCGCUGCCUAUAGGACCGUGUCGGGGCCUGUGUGAGAGUGUAUACUCUAGGUGUUAUCCCGUGCUGCGAGGGUUCGGUUUCCCUUGGCCGGCGGAGCUCGAUUGUUCCCUUUUCCCGGCAGAAAACAAUCACGAGCACAUGUGUAUGGAAGGGCCGGGCGAACGGACAUCGGUGAUCGGGAGUAUACCCUUCGACACGAGUAGCAACAGCAGAAGCGCGUGCCGGAAGCUCAUUAAGCCGAGUAGUUGGAUUUGGGUGAGGAGCUCGGGCCGUUGCGCGCAGUUUUGUGACGCCGAAGUGCUGUGGGAAGGAGGCGAGAGGAAAGCGGCUGAGGUUUGGCUGGCGACGUGGGCUGCUCUGAGUUUCGCGUGUACGUUGGCAGCCGUGGCGGCGCAGCUGGCGUGUGGAGACCGCGGAGGAGCAGGCGAGCGGGCGCUGGUGCUGGUGGCGCUAUGCAGGUGUGCAGCGGCCGCGGGGUGGGGCGUGCGGGCGGCAGCAGGUCGCACGGCCGCCGGCUGCGCCAAGGACUCCACCUCGCCCACUCGCAUGCUGCUGGCUCACGACGGGCUCGCAAACCCAAACUGCGCCGUCGUCUUCUUACUUCUGUACUACUUCGGGCUCGCUGCGUCUGUCUGGUGGGUUGUGGUGGCAGGCGCCUGGCGAGCGAGCGUGCUCCGACCCUCGACUGCGGCCGGGCCGGUGUCCCGCAACGACAGACACUCCUCGCUGCUGCAGUUAGCGGCUUGGGGGGUGCCGGCCGCUCUGGCUGCUGCUGUUCUGGUUACCAGGGAUGUUGACGCCGAUGAAUUGACUGGAACUUGUUUUGUGGGAAACCAGUCGAGUAAGUCUCUUCUCGCGUUGGUCAUCAUACCUGAAGCUAUUUGUUUACUGCUGGGCUCCGUCUUCUUGGCUUCUGGUCUCCGCACUGUUCUUCAACGACCAACACCAAUCCCAGCACCGGUUGCACUUCUAAACUCCCCGCCACAAUCGCACACGGAUCAGAGUAUUUUACGACUGGGUGCCUUUACAGCACUAUACGCCGUACCAUCUGCGUGCAUUCUUGCAACGUGGAUUUACGAAUUCGCGUGGCGAGAUGAGUGGCUUUCAGCUCCCGUGCCGUCUCUGGAACCUUCUACACAACCAAGGCCAGCGUUUUGGGUGUUCCUGUUUAGAAUCUUCGCGACGCAAGUAUUGGGUGUUAUGGUGGCUGUUUGGAUUGCGACGCCGCGUCUCAAAGCUUUGUGGAGAAGAAUCAGUGGACCAACAAAGCCACCGCUUGUGAAGCCAGUGGGAUCGCCACCCGCGCCAUUGACACUGCACUGCUACGCUCAACAUCCUCACACCCUGACACGUCAUCAACACAAAUAUGCCACGUAUAGACCUCCGCAGCAACAGUCCUACAGAAAACCAAGACACUACCAUUAUUCCGCCGGCGAAACUAUUCUAUGACAUCUCACUAUAUUACUCGUCGAAAAAAAUUCAAAGUGCCAUUACGUGAGUUUUCAAUAACGUGAAUGUCCAUAACGUCUUGCCACUUACCCUAAAAGACUGAAGUAUGAUUGUAUAUAUUUAUGGGAUACAAAUUAUGUACAUCAUAUUUAUAUUUUAUAGUAUUGUAUUAAUUAAUUUUACCUCGCAUAUUUAAGUGCCUUAAUAGAUUAUGGUAAAGUUAUCCCGUUAUAAUGAUUGAAUAUUUACUGAUAUUAUAAAGGUACAGACACUUUGACAUAGACGCGCUUAUCUCAGGAAUUUGCCAGAUUCACAAGAAAUGCUGUCUUAACUCUUAUGUAUACUGAAAUAAAGAUAAAUGCAAAGCAAUGCGCUAUAUAGCUGUCCUCCGGAUUUUCCCUUUUUCCGGUUGCGCUGACUAUAAAUGGGAAUAUAAUAAUUAUAAUUGUUCAUACAAAACAAAUUAAAAGUUCCUCAAAUUCUAAAAGCCUUAUAGUAGUCCUCUAUCUAAAAGAGAUAUUAAUUUGUUGUAUAAACAAGCCGAAAUAAAACAUUUUAUGUCGAAAAUAAUUUAAAAUUUACCUACAUUCUAUAGUAUUAUUAAUAAUUGCCACAAGUAACAAAAAUGUGUUCAAAAUUAUCUGUUCUAUAAAAUAUAAUAUUUCAGUGACUUAUUUUUAAUUAUACUAGAGUAAAACCCACGGACGAGUAAAAAAAGGACUCCGCGCCGUUAUAUUAACAAGUGAAGCACCUUUAUGCUAGUGUGCGGUUACGGGGGCUACCAGUUACACUAUUUUUUUCCCUUAAACAAUAAUAUAUCGCCACAAAUACUUUUAUAGUACUGUUUUUACACUUUUUCACAACGCACAAGGGCAUUUUUAAAAUAUUUUAUUGCGACGCAAACUGAUCUGUCACAGACGAUGGCAAAUCUCAUAAUGGCGGCCGUUUGGCUUGUAUUAGUGUAAGUGUGUGCGUAGGGCUAUAGGGCUUUGUAACCUUUAUGCUAGUGUGUGUGCGGUUACGGGGGGUACCAGUUAAACAAUUUUUUUCCCUUAAACAAUCAUAUAUGGCCACAAAUACUUUUAUAGUAUUGUUUUUACACUUUUCCACAACGCACGACGGCAUUUAUAAAAUAUUUUAUUGCGACGCAAACUGAUCUGUCACAGACGAUGGCAAAUUUCAUAAUGGCGGCCGAUCGGCUUGUAUUGGUGUGUGUGCGUGGGGCUAUGUAUUUACACGUUUACCGGCUUGUUUUGGUGCUUCACUGUUAUGUAAGGUGACACGGAGUCCUUCUUUUUUUACUCGUCCGUGGUAAAACCGAGGGAGAUGACACAAAAUACAAAAUGGCGAACCUCACCUACCUUAUUUAUAAACUACCUAGUACUUAACUAGUGAUUAAAAUUAAUGUAAAUAUAAUUAAAAACAAAAUGUAUCGGUCAUAUUGCAACUUCUGUGUAAAUAUAGCAUACUUACGUUACUUUAAGUAAGAAUAUUUUUAUGUUAUUUAAGUCAGUAUUGUACGUUUUGAUUAUUAUUUUUAGUACAAGUUUUGUACAUAAUAUUAUAAGUUGCUUCUUACUGGUUGUAUUUUGGUAUGUAAAUAAAUAAAAUCUGAAUUGAGUAUAA
Leptidea sinapis is the source of this 3447-nucleotide messenger RNA. It is a transcript of the gene fz4, whose product is annotated as frizzled-4-like. The coding region runs from base 106 to 1821 and encodes 571 amino acids. The transcript has 3 exons. Gene Ontology annotation, cellular component: plasma membrane. Gene Ontology annotation, biological process: non-canonical Wnt signaling pathway; canonical Wnt signaling pathway. Lineage: Eukaryota; Metazoa; Arthropoda; Insecta; Lepidoptera; Pieridae. The record is from RefSeq and is a predicted model, not a curated record. Gene Ontology annotation, molecular function: Wnt receptor activity; Wnt-protein binding.